Molecule: messenger RNA, 565 nt
Organism: Melospiza georgiana
Lineage: Eukaryota; Metazoa; Chordata; Aves; Passeriformes; Passerellidae
Product: phospholipase A and acyltransferase 1-like
Exons: 4
Coding region: 119-565 (148 amino acids)
Biological process (GO): N-acylphosphatidylethanolamine metabolic process
Cellular component (GO): cytoplasm
Molecular function (GO): glycerophospholipid phospholipase A1 activity; A2-type glycerophospholipase activity
Source: RefSeq, a predicted model, not a curated record
CGGCAGCAGCGGGACAGGUGCUGAGCUGCCCCUGCACAGCCCUCGCCUGCCCGCUGCGCUCUGCCCUGCGCUCAGCCAGCCCGGCUGCGCCUGAACCGCCUCACUGCGCCAGCCCGCCAUGGGACAGGACAAUUGCAAACCCCAGCCCGGAGACCUGAUCGAGAUCGACCGGCCGCUUUACCAGCACUGGGCCCUCUACGUGGGAGAUGGAUAUGUCAUCCAUGUGACAGAUGAAGCCUCAUCCAUUUUGCUUAGCAGCUCUUCAAUACAUGCCACAAGAGCCAAGGUGAAGAAGGAGGUCCUGAAGGAUGUGGUGGGAAAUCAUAGAUGGCGUGUCAACAACAAGUAUGACCGCUCCCGCACUCCUUUCCCAGUGGAGGAGAUCAUCCGGCGUGCCGAGCUAUGCAUUGACAGGGAGGUGCCAUACAAUGUGCUUAACAGCAACUGUGAGCACUUUGUGACCAUGCUGCGCUACGGAGAAGGAGUCUCAGACCAGCUGCCCCUGCACAGCCCUCGCCUGCCCGCUGCGCUCUGCCCUGCGCUCAGCCAGCCCGGCUGCGCCUGA